AUGGGCGGGGCAAUUGCAGACGCCAUCCAAGAUGCCCCGCUAGGGCAGUUCAUCAACUGGAUGUCCAAAGGCCGAUACUUCGGCUUCCCCGAACAGCAGCCCGGCUUCCAAAUCCCCUGGGAGCAGGCCACGGCCAUGGAGAAGGGAAAGGAAGUCGAGGCCGCGGCGAUCCCCAGCAGCCACGAUUCCAGCGAUGUCAGCACUCCGCACGCCAUGUCUCGCAAGCCCUCGGACUCGUACGUCGACCGUGAGGAUAUCGAAGCUCGACCACCACUCAGCACGAUCCCGACGUCGCACUCGUCGGCGCGAGGAGACUUUGGCGUGGUGACGACGCGCACGCGGACACGUGAGCAGACGGCGCCGUAUUCGCGGGAACGGUUCGAAGUCGAACAAGAGGAGGCCAUCGAGCGCAAGCAAAGCAGCGUCAUCGCGCCGCAGCGCACCUCGGACGGCAUCGUCCUCGUCGACUGGUAUACGACGGACGACCCGGCGAACCCGCAGAACUGGAACAGCUGGAAGAAGGUGUGGGUGGCGUUCCUCAUCUUCAUCUACACCUUCGCCGUCUACUCGGCGUCGGCCAUCUACACGUCGGCCGAACCGCAGGUCAUGGCCAAGUUUGGCGUCGGGCAGAGCAAAGCGAGUCUCGGCCUGAGCAUGUACGUGAUAGGAUACGGCAUCGGGCCCAUGCUCUUCUCCCCCUUGUCCGAAAUCCCCGCCAUCGGCCGCAACAUCCCGUACAUGGUCUCGUUCGGGCUGUUCGUCAUCCUGUGCGUGCCCACGGCGCUGGCCAACAGCUACGCCUCGCUGCUCGUGCUCCGAUUCCUGACCGGGUUCAUGGGCUCGCCGUGCCUGGCCACGGGCGGGGCCUCGAUGGGCGACAUGUACGGCCUGCUGAAACUGCCCUACGCGCUCACGGCGUGGGUGGCCGCCGCGUUCUGCGCCCCAGCCGUGGGACCCCUGCUCUCUGGCUUCUCGGUCGUGGCCGAGGGCUGGCGCUGGGCCCUGUGGGAAGUGCUGUGGAUGUCCGGGCCCAUCUUGGUGCUCAUGGUUCUGGCCAUGCCCGAGACGUCGGCGAGCAACAUCCUGCUCCGCCGGGCGCAGCGGCUCCGUCAACUCACGGGCAACGCGAACCUCAAGUCGCAAGGCGAGAUCGACCAGGGCCAGAUGAGUUUUUCCAAAGUCGCCAUCGACCAGAUGUGGAAGCCCGUCGAGAUCUUCGUCAAGGACCCGGCCGUCUUCUUCACCAACGUGUACACGAGUUUGAUAUACGGAAUCUACUACUCCUUCUUCGAGGCCUUCCCGCUCGUGUACAUUGGCAUCUACGACUUCAACAUCGGGGAGCUGGGCGUGGUGUUCGUGUGCAUCGUCGUCGGCUGCGCGGUGGGCAUCGUCAUCUACGUCUCGUACGUCUACCUGUACCUCGAGCCGGACAUUCGGCGCCACGGCCUGCGCGCGCAGGAACACCGCCUCGUGCCGGCGCUGUUCGCCACCACCCUCCUCCCCGCGGGCAUGUUCUGGUUCGGCUGGACGGCGCGCGCCGACGUCCACUGGAUCGUCUCCAUCCUGGGCAUCACCUUGUACGCCGUCGGCGCCUUCGUCCUCUUCCAGUGCAUCUUCAUGUACUUGCCCCUGACCUACCCUCGGUACGCGGCCAGCCUGUUCGCCGCCAACGAUCUGUGCCGCUCCGCGCUGGCCGCCGGGAGUAUCAUCUACGCGCACCCGCUGUACGUCAACCUGGGCAUCGGGCGCGGCAUUUCCCUGCUUGGCGGCCUCUUGUGCGGUGGCGUGCUCGGCAUCUGGGCGCUGUGGUAUUAUGGCGCCAGCUUGAGAGCUAGGUCCAAGUUUGCCAUGAGUUGA
Cladophialophora carrionii CBS 160.54 is the source of this 1857-nucleotide messenger RNA. RefSeq lists its product as uncharacterized. NCBI's taxonomy places the organism in Eukaryota, Fungi, Ascomycota, Eurotiomycetes, Chaetothyriales, Herpotrichiellaceae. Gene Ontology annotation, biological process: xenobiotic detoxification by transmembrane export across the plasma membrane. The record is from RefSeq and is a predicted model, not a curated record. The transcript has 3 exons. Gene Ontology annotation, molecular function: fluconazole transmembrane transporter activity. Bases 1 to 1857 code for a protein of 618 amino acids.